AUCCCCACCCUGGAAGCUAUGAAUACUAAGAACCUUACUCGCCCAGAUAACGUCUUCGCUUCCAAAGGCCUGGCCGACAGCCUCCUGGAAUGCAGGACAGCUCUGGACCUCCGCCCACCCGCCACCGACCACUUUCCCGUGGUGACCACUCUCCAGUUGGAUCUCCCGCAUUCCACGCCAAGGACGUUUAGGAACUUCCGCAAGGUCGAAUGGCCCGAGUUCCGGACGAAGCUGGUGCUCCGCCUGCAGGAUCUCCCAGACGUUGAGAAGGGGAUACCCACGAAGGAGAGUUUUAACACGAUCCUUGAUGCCCUAAUGAAUGCACUCACCGAAACGAUCGAAGAGACCGUACCGGAAACGAAACCGCCUCCCUUCGCCAAGCGAUGGUACUCCAAGGAGCUCAACAACCUGCGCCGGGAGGUAGGGCGACUCGGGCGACGAGCCUGGAAGUUACGGGAGUUCCCGGACCACCCCAUCCACCGGGAAUACCGGUCCCUCCGCAACCGCUAC
Molecule: messenger RNA, 510 nt
Organism: Rhodofomes roseus
Lineage: Eukaryota; Fungi; Basidiomycota; Agaricomycetes; Polyporales; Fomitopsidaceae
Exons: 1
Source: RefSeq, a predicted model, not a curated record